GGCAAGACCAGGAGCACCCAUCACACGGUCAGGUUCACUGGAGACGAGAUGCCGAAGUAUAAGCCUAUUGUUAGCGACUCCACGGACUCACCCAACUAUGUGAGCUCACAAUCAUACCCUGGGCAGGACUCUGGAGCUCCCAGUCCAGAGGCCUUCAGUUUCCAGCCAGCUGCCCAGAGAUAUCGGCAUAAUGAACAACGAAUCAAACUAUUGACUUCGAUCAACCAGAUUGUGCAACAGCGGGCUGAUCUAGAAGCGAAUCGGGUCACUCUUUCAAAUCUUCUGGAUGAAUUAAGAAGAAAGUUGAAGAGAAGAAUCGAUGAAUGCCAUUUGGAGAAGAAAGAACGAAUGAAAGCUCUAAAACAGGCUAACCAAAGGCUUGAGAAGGAGAAAUUUAGCAUAGUAUCUGAGAUUGAACACCUAAAGCGACAUUUGGAGAAGGAGGAGGCUCAUCAUCUGCAGCAUGCUAGGAGUGCUGUCGCUCAGGCAAUUCAAGGGAUGGUGACGAAAUGUCCGGUCUCAGAUAGCAUGUUCACCCAGUGUUCAGUUGCAGAUUUACCAAAUGUGGUCAGUAGGAGUGUUGCUAAAAAUGCACCGUCUAGAAAUGCUGAUAACAAAUUGGCUGCUGCUCGUCUGAUGAGGGACAUCGCUGAAUUGAGACAACGAGUCGCUCAAGUUGAGGCACGACUUGCUAACGAACUAAAGCGUAAAAGGCAAGCUGAACUGGACAUCAUACGUCUUCGGAAGGAGUUGUCAAGCACCAAGAGUUUCGUGGCCUCUCUGAGGAUGCCACCGCCACCACUUCGGAAGCAAUGCUCAAAAUUCGCGUAGAUUUUAACCCUCUUCACACUAGUCCCAAAAAUAUGUACUUAACUUGUUUACAAAUACAUAAAAUAGUGAAUUAAUAAAGAUGU
Molecule: messenger RNA, 914 nt
Organism: Spodoptera litura
Lineage: Eukaryota; Metazoa; Arthropoda; Insecta; Lepidoptera; Noctuidae
Source: RefSeq, a predicted model, not a curated record